CUGAUGAUUUCUCUCACUCAGCCUGGGGAGGGCAGGUGCGUGUAAGUGGGAGGAGGCAGGCGCGAUGCGGAUGGAACGCGACGAGAGGACAAUUGGCCAGAGGAAAAAGAAUUGGAGAGUGGUUCAAAAGACGCCGAUCGGGGUGCAACGUGGGAGGUUUAAGUAGCUCUCUUCCCAGAUGGAUGGGAAUCCCUCCAUCCUGCCCCAGACGCCCGAAAAGUGUCAUCCGCGCGUGAGAUGGGUGGUCCAUCCAUCCUGCUAGCAGCGAGAGCCAGGAGCUUGUGGAUCCACGGAUUGUGUGCUGACCAGGGGGGAGGACUAAUUAGACCGGGGUCAGAGUAAACCAACAAGCCGCCUCGGGCCACAAUGAUCGAGGGGAGGCCGCUACCGGUGAUGGCCCAUGGGGAGGCGAUCUUGGGUUUCAGAUGGUGCCGGACGGACGCGCGACGGCCGCAAAAUGAUGCUCCCAACGGUGCGCGGGCUGCCUCAGAGGACGGUGGCGUGCUAGGACCCGUCAACCACCACCAUCAACCCGGAUCAUUCUUGGGACGGGUGCUUCGCUUGUCACUGGCGCUGCUGGUGGUGGUGCUUGUGCUGCUGCUGGAUGAUGUUGUUGUCCGUGGAUGGAUCAUGGAGGCAGGUUCAGUGGUCUCGGAAAGGCGGCACACGAGUUUGGGCUCGUCUGAUUGGCCCAGGUCGUCCAUGUCGCUGUCCGCAUUCGGGUCUUGGCGGAUGGGAAGCUCCAGUGGAUCGAGGCAACUGCCCUUGGGGCCCCAAGACCAAGAAAACUCUCCCCAAAGCCAAGCCCUCAUCCCCCGUCUCUUCUCCGGUUCCAGCGCAGUUGCCUUCCCUCCCACCCGGAGACAGGCCAAGACAUCCACUGAAAGCAGCAGCCACCAGCGAUUUUGGCUGCUGGAGUGCAGCAAUUAAGCUCACCCGCCUCCAGCCAGGCCUAUGAGGGGCCGCCGGCAGCCGUGCUGUAUUGAUCAUCCCUGCGCUCCCGCUCAUGUUUCCGGCGCACAACGUCGUCAGUGGCGCAAUUGCAUUGCCGCUCUGCUCAUCGUCACUGCCGUU
Molecule: messenger RNA, 1074 nt
Organism: Emericellopsis atlantica
Lineage: Eukaryota; Fungi; Ascomycota; Sordariomycetes; Hypocreales; Bionectriaceae
Exons: 1
Coding region: 367-930 (187 amino acids)
Source: RefSeq, a predicted model, not a curated record